AUGUCGAAGAUCUCCAAGGUCAACCAUGCGGCGGGCAUCUUCGCUGACAUCUCCGUCGAUGGCCCCGUUAUCGGUACCUUGGUCGCUAUCAUCGACCGAGCCAAGAAUCUACCCAACCGGAAGACUAUGGGCAAGCAGAAUCCCUAUGCUGCAGCACGAUUAGGCAAGGAGGCAAAGAAAACGCAAACAGAUUUGCGAGGAGGACAAACUCCUAGAUGGGACUCGGAACUCCGAUUCACCGUUCAUGAAUCUCCCGAUUACUUCAAACUAAAGGUCUCUGUAUUCAAUGACGAUAAAAAGACAGACUUGAUCGGCGAGACCUGGGUCGAUUUACAAAACUUGAUCAUUCCGGGUGGAAGCCAGAAUGAUCACUGGCACCCACUUCAAUACCGUGGGAAAUAUGCGGGAGAAAUCCGAAUCGAAAUGACCUACUACGACACCAGAGAACAGGACGAGGUCCUAAUAGGAGCGCCGACAAGAAGCCGCUGA
Messenger RNA from Penicillium mononematosum, 489 nucleotides. RefSeq names its product C2 domain-containing protein. The coding region runs from base 1 to 489 and encodes 162 amino acids. The transcript has 2 exons. NCBI's taxonomy places the organism in Eukaryota, Fungi, Ascomycota, Eurotiomycetes, Eurotiales, Aspergillaceae. The record is from RefSeq and is a predicted model, not a curated record.